Phaedon cochleariae (mustard beetle) is the source of this 1750-nucleotide messenger RNA. The record is from the annotation of a GenBank genome assembly. Lineage: Eukaryota; Metazoa; Arthropoda; Insecta; Coleoptera; Chrysomelidae.
AUGAGACGCAACUCGAACGACAUGCAGGUGAAUGUGGCCGGCAUACGGCGCAACUUGAAAAAUUUUGCGCACAACUACUCGGACGCUCAGAAGAAGGUGCGCGAGGCGACAUCGAACGAUCCAUGGGGCCCGAGCAGCACCAUCAUGGCCGAGAUAGCCGAUCUCACCUACAAUGUGGUUGCUUUCAGCGAAAUAAUGCAGAUGGUAUGGAAGAGGUUGAACGAUCACGGACGGAACUGGAGACAUGUCUAUAAAGCCUUGAUGCUAUUGGAAUAUCUAAUCAAAACAGGAUCAGAGAAAGUUGGACAGCAAUGCAAAGAGAAUAUCUUUGCCAUACAGACCUUGAAGGAUUUCCAGUAUUUGGAAGAAGGCAAGGACCAAGGCCAGAACGUGCGAGAAAAGGCGAAGCAGCUGGUGAAUCUGCUGAAGGACGACGAGCGGCUGAAGAACGAAAGAGCACGUGCGCUCAAAGCGAAAGAGCGGUUCGCGCAAAGCGCCAGCGGCUUCGGUAGCGACGGGGGCCUAGAUACGCCCAGCAGCCCCAAGUUUCCCGCUUUUAGGGGCGAUUGGGGCAGCCGGGACGCAGUCGAUUUGCCGAGAGACAUCGAGGUCGCCAGACCGCAGACUGCCGGCGAAGAGGAGCUGCAAUUGCAAUUGGCCCUGGCCAUGUCUCGGGAGGAGGCCGACCAGGAGGAGCAGAAGAGGAAAUCCGACGACGUGCGACUCCAGUUGGCUUUGAGCCAGAGCCAACAAGAUUUCAAGGUUGCUCCCCAGCCAAGCCAUUUAGUUGACUUGUUAGAUGUGAAUUUAGGGGAAUCCCCACAUGUGGAUCCAUGGGGUUUGCCACAGCCACCUAGGCCACAACCAUCCACCCCGUGGCACCCCGCUUCGGCCACCUCGCCCCCCGAGGCCCCCCUCGCCGACCCGUGGGCGCCUGCCGCGGCCCCGCGGGCGGACCCAUGGGGCGGGCCCGCGCCAGCGCCGUCGCCCGUGCCGCCCUCGUCGCCCGCCAAGCAGGACCCCUGGUCGCCGGCCGCCCACAGUCCCGGAGACCUCGACGACUUCGAUGUGAUAACCAAUAGAAAUAGGACGACUUCACCUAAAACCAAUGGUGCCAAUAAUGGUCAAACUAGCGGGGAUCCUUUCGAGUUGAACCUUCUAGGAGAAAUCCUUCCAACCGCGACGGCACUGUCCACGGGAGACUCGGCGACAGGGGCAACGAAAAAGACGCCGCUGAGCUUCCUAGGAGAGAAUUCCGCCCUGGUCAAUUUAGACAAUCUAGUUACAAGUAAACCGCUGAACCCGACGCCGGUGGCGAACCCCUUCGCGGGCCUGGAGCAGCCAGCGCCGACGCAGCCCGCGGGGGCUGCCCAACCGCCCCGGCAGGCAUUCAACACGACGCCGCCGCGGCCCACCAUCAACGAGAUCAAGCAGCAGACGUUCGCGCCGUUCGGGGGCGGCGCUGCGGCCGCCCUUGGGCACUUUGGGCAGCCGGCGUACGGCAGCAACGGGAGCGCCUUCGGGGCAGCGCCACCGCCCGUCCAGGAUCCUUGGGCGCCAGUUACCACUACCAAUGGCACAUCCAGCGGGUCCUCUCCGUGGACGUCGAAGACCAACGAGCCUGCCAAUCCCUUCUUGUCUUAACAUACUUUCAGUGAACACAUCAGGAUUGGUAAACAUUUCGGGAUUAUUGAGAAUAAUAAACAAUAAUGGUGCAGAGUACUAUAGUUGCUAUUUACAAAACCGGUAA